Messenger RNA from Bemisia tabaci, 3083 nucleotides. Its product is annotated as BTB/POZ domain-containing protein 1. The record is from RefSeq and is a predicted model, not a curated record. Gene Ontology annotation, molecular function: protein binding. Gene Ontology annotation, cellular component: cytosol. Lineage: Eukaryota; Metazoa; Arthropoda; Insecta; Hemiptera; Aleyrodidae. Gene Ontology annotation, biological process: neurogenesis.
CUCGCCUCCUGUAGCGUGUCAGCGCAUGUUUUUAUGCCAAAUAAUUCUUAAUUUUGUUCGUUAAUUCUCCAAAAUCGGCGAAGUGGCAGAGUAUGUGUGUUUUUCGGUUCGGUGAGUGAUCAAAUGCUUUAGUAAUCGGCAAAUUUUCCUGAUAGUGUGAAUUUCAAGUUGUCAGCCUCUCCUUCUAUUAUCAUCGUGUUCUUAUCAGUCAUCUCGGCAGAACUUCAGAAACAAGGACUACGGCCUGUCAAUCUCACUUGUUCCUUUCUGCUCCCUGAGGACAGUCAUUUUCACUGCUUGGAAAUGGUGAAGAGGAAAAGAGAGAGAGCCUCGACAAGCUCACAAAGUCGUAGUAGUUCAUCAAACAUUCCUGGAAAUAGUUCUAUAAGUGCCCCCGAAAAUGGUUCUUCAAGUGCCCCUGAAAAUGCUUUCCAUAGUUUCCCGAGCACUAGCUCACAGAGUGUCCCCACAAAUGGAAACGACUGUGACUUACCAAAACAGAUCAAACAAGAAGCUGAAGAUCCAUCCGACUUAACAAACGAAAAUUGGCAGGGUGAUAAAAAAGUACUGGCUGACAGAUUUGCCUUUAUUUUUAACUCCGAGAAAUACGCCGAUAUUAAUAUCUUUGUUGGCAAAACAGAGCAGAGGAUACCUGCUCACAAACUGAUUCUGUGUGUUGGAAGUGCUGUGCUAGAUAAUAUCUUAAGUAAAAACGGAAAAUGCGAAAUGCUGAUGAUUCCGGAUAUAGAGCCAGAUAUAUUUCUAGUUCUGCUCAAAUUCCUCUAUUCUGAUGUCUCUGCAGUCACGAUUGACAAUGUUAUGGAUGUGCUCGAUGCGGCUAAGACGUACGCUGUACCUGCUUUAGAAAAGAUCUGCCACGACUAUUUAAGAGACAAUUUAAAGGUGUCAAAUGUAUUUUUGAUACUUUCAAAGGCAGUGCAUUUUGAUGAAAAUAAAAUAAGGGAUGACUGCUUGAGCAUCAUUGAUAACGAAACUAAAGAAGCCAUAGAAUCUGACGAAUUUACGAGUAUUGAUCUGAACACUCUAUGUUUGAUACUUGAACGGAACAGCUUGAAGAUUAAGGAGUAUGAUUUACUCAGGGCCACGCUCAGAUGGUCGGAGGCUGAAUGUAACAGAAGAAAUUUGACGAUUAAUUCUGAGAAUCGUUCAUCUGUGUUGGGCAAUGCUAUUUAUCGACUGAGAUACCCUCUAUUGUCACUGGCAGAAUUCUCGUCAUGUGUCGCUAGUAGUGGGCUAUUACCAGACAAAGACUUGGUUUCCAUGUUUUUGUACUUUGCCAACAAAGCAAGCGGUGCCUUACCGCCCGCUAACUUCAUUGCUACACCGCGUUCAUCGCUUCCUUACCUUGUUGUUGAUAGGUUUGUAAAUGGCAACAGUUUCUAUGCUGUGCAUCAAUGGGAACAUGGAAGUAACUUACUGGCAUUUUCCUGUGAUUGUGAUGUGUACCUCAAUGGAAUAGGAUUGUUCGGCUCUGAUAGUUCUACAACUGAAAAAUAUAUCGUAGAGUAUUCUAUCAGUGAGGAUAUGGGUGAAUCACGCAUUGCUUCAAAACUGUUUGAAGCCGUUGAGUCGCCCUGUGACUCGGCCGGUUUACUAAAAAAAGUAGUUCCCUUUCUUCUCGAUGCGCCUCUUAAAUUGACCAAGGACCGAUGGUAUUAUAUCAAUUAUUUCCAACUGGGUCCAAAUUCACUAGUCAACGAAUCGUACACUCAACGUGAAAUUGCAGUGCCGAUUCCUGGAAUGGAUCAAAGAGUGACCUUCCAAUUUGGAGAGGAACAUGGAAUCAAGAUCCCGGAAAUAUAUUUUACUAAUAUUCCGUAAUAUCCUGUGUUCAUACUUUUCAUUUGAAUUUUUUUUCUCAAACAGUCGUAUCACUGCCUAUGAUUCUUUAUUGUAAGUAGCCUCUUGUGUAUAAUCUGCAUAUUGAUUUUGUAAAGGGAAUUUAUAAAUAUGCAGUCAAGCUCCUCUGUAAGAUAAGAUUGAGAUCAUGCUUUUUACUUUAGACUAUGCCAGUAUCUUGAUGACUAACAUUUUCCACAAUCAAAAAAAGCAUGGUCUUCCAUGGGAAGGAGAGCAUUCUCUUUUACACUCAUGCAAUUUUAUCCAGGUAUUCUUUUUGUUCUUCUUCCUUCUUUGCUGGCAAUAGUAAUUAAGGUGUUUGAAUAUUUUUUUAAGUCUGUGCAUAUCAUCGAAAAUGGUUUGGUACCUGUAUGCGUUGCUUAGUGAGACAGGAGAAACUCCAAUUUUAAGGAUUUAAAAAUCAAUUACAAAAACAGAUAGGCUUGUAAUAGGUACCCAGGAAGUUUUUUUGUUUUUGUGGACCUUCAUAUUAAAGGUGUACCCUAGCUAUUAAGAAUGUUUUUAUAUGUGUAUAUUCUGUUUUUUUUUUUUUUUUUACUUUUUUAUGUUUCAAAUAUUUUGACUUAAUAUUUUACAUUUUUCAUUCAUAAGAUCUUGGACAUUUUAAGAUUUGAUGAUUUUUUUUUACUUAGCUUUGUGCCUUGAAUUUUUUUUAAAAUUUUGAAUGCAAGUUCAAAAGAAGUCGGGUCUCUUAAAUGAUUGCUAUCUUUUAUUUGUCAGUUAACAAUAAACUGGUCGAAUUUUUGGACUAAUUUUACAAACGCACUAUUGUUCCCACUUUUUUAAAAUAAAUUUUCAAAUCCAUUUGCCAAUUCAUGUAUUUCCUAAUUAAUUGUUUGUCAGAAUUUUGUCACCUGUCAUAUUUAUCUCAAUUUUAAUUAUUACUUUUCAUAUUUAACUUUUUGUUUAUUUUCUCUCUUUAUACCUCUUUCCGUUCUUCCCAGUGUUGCACCAUGUAAAGUUAUUUUAAAAGCAAAAUCCAUGCUGAAGGAUUUCAGAUCAUGAGUAGUUGGCAAUUUUACCAAUUUAUUCCGCCUCUAGUAAUAAGAAAGUUUUUUAGCAGGAAUGUACUCACACAAAGUUUGUGAAAAAUCCAAUGUAGGUUUAUGGAUAAUUAAUUAAUCACUAAUGUAUCAGAUAGGGAAGUUUAUGUAAGAAUGUCUUUAUAACUGAAUUACAAUAUGUUUCUUUUGAGCUGUUAA